AUAAAUAGUCUCAAUAAUCUAACACACAUAAUAUAACUACAUACGAAGAAUGAAUGUACUUUCGUCAAUUAUUUGCCCAACCUAGUUUUGCUCACAUCACUGUCUAUGUAAAGACAUCUUUUUCCUGAAAACAAACCAUUUUUCUGAAAACCCAUAAAUAUGAUAGAAAGAUAAACAACAUCACAGAGUUGUCCUUUCAAUUAGUCCAAAAGCACCCACAAAUUAAAAUCAGUCAAUUUUGCCGGUUUAUUUUACCCGUUAACCCGGUACUCUUUCAUUUGAUCACUUACCGAUUUACCCCUUUCUUGUAAUUUUUGAUUAUUAAAUUACUAACAGAGAUUUGAUGAAUUUCUAAGAUUUAAUUUUUGUAUAUAAAUAUAUAUUCUUGGUUUUGGUAGGAAAUAAAACUGUAUAUGUUUCUCUCUCCAUUUAUUGCUCAAGUGAAAUUGGUGGGGCGAUAUUAUCUGAGCCCUGAGGUUGUCGAAACAAAACCGGCUGUUUCGCCCUUAAACCUUUCAUCUUAGAAUGAUGGGGCUUUCUGUUAAAGUUCCCGAGAAUGGAAAUGUAAGCCCCCAGAACGGUAACAUUAGUCCGCGUGCUGUUGCGUGUACAUCGUUAGAUGGAAAUGAAGAAUGUGAUUUGGCAAAGCUUUUGGAUAGACCACGAACUUUGACUAUGGAGAGCCGACAAAGAUCCCUCGACGAAAGGUCUCUUGGUGAUUUUAUGUCUCCAAGGAUAUCAUCUAGGAAUGGAGAUAAUAUUUCCCGGUUGGCGGAUCAUUUGGAGAAUGCUUUUAGCUCUAGUCGUCGGUCUGGUGUCAACACCCCAAGAUCUGGUUUUAGUACUCCUAGGUCACAAGCUGACUUUGAGCCUCACCCUAUAGUCGGGGAAGCUUGGGAAUCAUUAAGGCGUUCUUUGGUUUAUUUUCGUGGUCAACCUGUUGGGACUAUUGCGGCCUUGGAUAAUUCCGAGGAAAAACUCAAUUAUGAUCAGGUGUUUGUUAGGGAUUUUGUUCCAAGUGCAUUAGCCUUUUUGAUGAAUGGGGAACCAGAUAUUGUUAGAAAUUUUCUUUUGAAAACUCUCCGCCUUCAAUCAUGGGAGAAGAAGAUAGACCGAUUUCAACUUGGGGAAGGGGUGAUGCCAGCUAGCUUUAAAGUUUUCCAUGAUCCGGUCAGGAACCAUGAGACGUUGAUUGCUGACUUUGGUGAAAGUGCGAUAGGAAGAGUUGCCCCCAUCGAUUCAGGAUUCUGGUGGAUCAUCUUGCUUCGGGCAUACACUAAAAGUACAGGAGAUUCUACAUUAGCCGAACUGCCUGAAUGCCAGAAGGGAAUGCGCCUCAUUCUCAGCUUGUGCCUUUCCGAGGGUUUUGAUACAUUUCCGACUCUCCUUUGUGCUGAUGGUUGUUGUAUGAUUGAUCGUAGAAUGGGUGUUUAUGGUUAUCCACUCGAAAUUCAAGCUCUUUUCUUCAUGGCUCUUAGGUGUGCUUUAGUUUUGUUAAAACACGAUGAUGAAGGAAAUGAGUUCAUUGAGCGAAUAUCCAAACGUCUCCAUGCUUUAAGCUACCACAUGAGAACUUACUACUGGAUGGACUUCAAGCAGCUUAACGAUAUCUACCGAUACAAAACAGAAGAGUAUUCUCAUACUGCCGUAAACAAAUUCAAUGUGAUGCCAGAUUCGCUUCCAGAAUGGGUCUUUGAUUUUAUGCCAAAUCGUGGUGGCUACUUUAUUGGAAAUGUCAGCCCAGCAAAAAUGGAUAUUCGUUGGUUCUGCUUGGGGAACUGUAUUGCAAUUCUUUCGUCAAUGGCCACAUCGGAACAAUCAACUGCUAUCAUGGAUCUUAUAGAAGCAAGGUGGGAAGAAUUGGUUGGUGAGAUGCCGUUAAAAGUCUGUUAUCCAGCCAUUGAGAGCCAUGAUUGGCGGAUCAUAACAGGAUGUGACCCUAAGAAUACUCGGUGGAGUUAUCACAACGGAGGAUCCUGGCCAGUGCUCUUAUGGCUCCUAACAGCUGCAUGCAUCAAAACCGGACGCCCCCUGAUAGCAAGACGAGCCAUAGACCUAGCAGAGGCAAAGCUAUUGAAAGACAGCUGGCCAGAGUAUUACGAUGGCAAGCACGGCCGAUACAUAGGUAAACAAGCUCGAAAGUAUCAAACAUGGUCCAUUGCUGGUUACCUGGUGGCUAAAAUGAUGCUUGAGGACCCUUCACAUUUGGGUAUGAUCUCUCUGGAGGAAGAUAAACAAAUGAAGCCUGUCAUGAAAAGAUCAGCUUCCUGGAACACCUGAUUCAAUAAUGUCUCUUAUAUUUAGCUUAGGGUGAGUAGAUCCUAGUGCUUGAUUGUAAACCAAAGUUUGUGCCUUUUUACCUUCAAUUUUUGGGGACUAGACUUAUUUACAUUAUCUCGUCUUUGUACAUGCACAUUUGUUAGCGUGUUGGGUGAUUGCCUUCCCCUUGAUAAGUUGCAGAUUAUAAGUAUUCUGCAACCACAUGGUGCACAAUGCACGUUACGCAUUAAAAUGGCAAAAAACAUUAACCGUGACGACUAUGGGUCAUGGGUGUGA
Molecule: messenger RNA, 2556 nt
Organism: Amaranthus tricolor (Joseph's coat)
Lineage: Eukaryota; Viridiplantae; Streptophyta; Magnoliopsida; Caryophyllales; Amaranthaceae
Product: probable alkaline/neutral invertase B
Exons: 5
Coding region: 526-2280 (584 amino acids)
Biological process (GO): sucrose catabolic process
Molecular function (GO): sucrose alpha-glucosidase activity; endo-alpha-N-acetylgalactosaminidase activity
Source: RefSeq, a predicted model, not a curated record